CCUCCUGUGACGUCACGUAUGUACACCAUGAACCCGGAAGCGACGCGAACGCUGCUCGGUGUCGACAUUACAUUUGUCAGGCGUUGAUACCUCAAAAUAUACGAUGUAAUGCUUCCCACAACCGCGACGGAAACAUGGGAAUUUAUCUCACAGGUGGUCUUCUUUUCUUCGCCCUUGCAAGUACGGCAUUUGGAGACGAUGGAGAGGUGACAUUCGUAUCAGAGCUUUCAUCCAAGCCUGCUCAGAAGCUGUCAAGGUAUGGUUGGUAUGGUAACGUGAGGUUGCAGAGGUUCCACAUACCUGAGGAGACCGCCAUCGCCCGCUGGAUCUUCACCGUCACCAAAGGCCACAUCUUUCACUGCAGGCAACGUAAUGUCACUAUCCAUAUUAGGCAGGGGGCUCCUCCGGUGAUAAACCCGACUGGCACGGUGUUUCCAAACUCGGCACUGUGGAGUCCUUCUCUCACCCUGACCCUCCCUGUGACCUCACUUAGCUCGACAACGUUCAACCUGUCUAAUCCUGCACCCGGGGACUGGUUUGUGGCUGCACACUUGCCAGAAGAUGACGGGCGCAUUGAGCAAAAGGGCUUCCCAUCCUGCUCCUAUUUAUUCCAGCCUCAGCUGUCAAUCAGAAGGGCAGUUGACACACCCAUUUUACAGCGGGGGUUGUCAGUACAACAGUCCGUGACCCCUAACAACCCUGCACGCCUUAAGUUGUAUGUCCCACAGUUCACCUCGUCUCUGUCUGUCUCUGUGGACGAUUGUGCACCAGUGGAGGGCACAGGAAGUGAAAGCUGUUCACUGGUCCUCAGCCUGGGCUCAGAUUCACUUGUGGACGGCCCGGUUAAAGUAAACUGCUCAGGGAGCCGCUGCUCUGCUUCUCUCACCAACCCACCUUGGGACACCUGGUUGCGAGUUGUCGUGGCGAGUGUUCUGGACAACCAGACUGUAACCUUCGGCAUCAUAUCCAACUACCAAGUGGGGUGUAAGCCACAAAGCGUGGGUCUUGCAGCCGAUAAUACCAUCAGCAACCUCGGCAGCAACGCCAACUCCUCAGCCGCAGCUUCGCCCAACAGCUCUGUGCCGGCCGAUACCGUCUCCGGUGGAUCUCCGCUUCUGACGCCGUCCACGUGUGUGUGGAGCAUCCCGGUGCUCUACGAGGAAGCCGAUAUUCUGUCUCUCAGAUUCACCCCGGUUAACGGACCCAAUGUCAGCGUGGCCGCCACGCAAGCGACACUCCUCACGUACCCGCUGCCAGCGCAAGCCACAGGCGGGACGCUAAACUUGAAGCUCACACUGAACACCACUAACAUAACGCUGGGGAACAGCAGUACUGUGGUGGCCUGCCUCUCUCCCCGAGCACCGGUCCUUGAACUCAACAACUCUCAACCGUGUCGCACAGCUCUGUUUGGAGGCUACGGUGUUAGCGUGAACGCCAGCUCACCCAAAGCUGCGGUGCAUCUGCCUUUCCCGCCAUCAACAACAUGGUACCUCACUCUGCAGCUCACAUGCAACAGCAGUGACUGUGGGAAUGUGUCUGUGGUUUCCGUGGUCCCGGAGGUUUUUGUCAGUGCCUGUGUGGAGGACUGCGGCACAUUUGGAGAAUGUAGACUACUGAGUUCCUACACCUACCUGUACACUGCCUGUUCAUGCAAGGCUGGUUGGAGGGGUUGGGGCUGCACCGACAAUUCCACCGCUCUCUCGCUCAGCCGCCAGUUCACGGCCACUCUGCUGCUCACGCUCAGUAACCUCUCCUUCCUGCCGGCCAUUGUGGUGGCCGUCCGACGCUUCUACAUCACAGAGGCUUCUGUCUACCUCUUCACCAUGUUCUUCUCCACGUUCUACCACGCCUGCGACCAGCCAGGUGUAGCCGUCCUGUGUAUAAUGAGCUACGACACGCUCCAGUACUGCGACUUCUUGGGAUCCAUCUGUUCCAUCUGGGUCACCAUCCUGUGCAUGGCUCGCGUCCGGGACACGCUCAAAUACACUCUGUUCCUGCUCGGGGCUCUGCUGAUCGCCAUGUCGCUGCAACUGGACCGCAGAGGCCUGUGGAACCUGCUGGGCCCCAUCCUCUGUGCCAUACUCUUCCUGGUGGCUGCUUGGAUAUACCGAGGGGUGCAACGCCGCCAUUGUUACCCCCCAUCCUGGCAGAGAUGGGUCUUCUACCUUAUCCCCGGGGCGCUGUGCGCUCUCAUCGGGGUGUGCUUGUACAUUUUUGCAGAGACGGAAGCCAACUACUACUACACUCACUCCCUGUGGCACAUCCUGGUGGCCACCUGCGUGGUGUUCCUGCUUCCUCCCCGGGAGAAGAACCUGGCCGCCGUGGGCUGGUCCAAGGGCUGGAGGCUCAACUGGAAUUGGGACUGGAGUCCUCGAGUGUGUGGAUACACACUGUGCCCGAGUGGUAAAGACGAGCUCCACACGGUCACGUAACAAUCGUUGCCGCUGCAGAGGUCAGUCACAGAAGACGCACUUUAAACACGGAGCACCUGAUUCUGGCAUUUUUGACGUAUACGUUCACAUUUUGACGCUGGGGAAAAAAAAACAAAAAAAACAAACAAAGCAAACCUCCUAAAACCUUUAACCUCACGACCAGAUGUUUGUUUCUAGUCAACCUCAUCGCAUUUAAAGCUUUCCAAUAUCCAAUUCCGAUCCCAGGUUUAUUUUUUGCUAACUUUCUCACCAUGAAGUCAUUUGAAUGAAUUUCUAUUGAUUUAUUCUCAAGCACUUUUAAUUAUGUGUGUAUGUGAUUUCCUUAAAAACUUUAUGAAUGUACUGUAGAUGCAUACAUCUUUGUGUUUUUUUUAUUUUUUAUUUCCUUGUCGUUUCUUGCCUCAUUCCUUUCCCUCCAAAUGUCUAAUUCAUAUUUAUAACCGUAAGAAACACAUAAGUGACCAGGUUGCCUCUUUUUGCCUGUUUGACUUACAAACCUAGCAAAUAUAAAUCUCUUAUCAACAAUAUCAACGCCGUUUUUUUGUAUUGCUCUAUGUGUUGUAUUGUUUAACACGCAUCCAACACCGGGAGUGGAUAGAAGCAGGAUUACCGUAAUCCUCAGAAAUAUGGAAAGUGUGUGAAGUGCUGAAAGACGACCAUUAGUGAAUUGGAUAGAUGCUGCAAAGCUGAGCGAGUGAUAAAAAUAACGCCGGCAUUCAAAAGCUUCUACUUUCCUACUCGAACGGAUUUAAGGUCUCCGUGAGAAAACAGCUGUGCAGUAUUUUAGUAAAUUUAGUAAAAGUAUCAAGAAUUGCGUCAUCACCAGCUUCAAUAUGGAAUGGCAUACAAUUACUACUACAGUAUUGUACUGUAGACAUUCAAUAACAGUCACCUUUACACUCCUAUUAUUUAUUGUUUACGUCACAUUGCUCAACUAUUAGGGUCUUGGGUUCGAUGUGACAUGCUAUAUGUUCUAUAGUAUGAGAAAGAUGAGGUGCUGAGGAGUAAAUAAGUCCUGCUUAUAAUUGAUAAUUGAUUUUAAUAUUUACAAUCAAUACAACAGUUAAUUGUUCCACAUGAUGACCACAUGAAAUGCAUUUUUGUGACUUCAUGAAGUCUCAAAGAGGGUCGGUUAUGCUUUUCCCACCUUUUGAAUGUUGUAUUCUCA
Messenger RNA from Doryrhamphus excisus (bluestripe pipefish), 3600 nucleotides. RefSeq names its product post-glycosylphosphatidylinositol attachment to proteins 6 (gene pgap6). Lineage: Eukaryota; Metazoa; Chordata; Actinopteri; Syngnathiformes; Syngnathidae. The record is from RefSeq and is a predicted model, not a curated record. Gene Ontology annotation, cellular component: membrane.